Molecule: messenger RNA, 600 nt
Organism: Sipha flava (yellow sugarcane aphid)
Lineage: Eukaryota; Metazoa; Arthropoda; Insecta; Hemiptera; Aphididae
Gene: EMC6
Product: ER membrane protein complex subunit 6
Exons: 5
Coding region: 157-501 (114 amino acids)
Biological process (GO): autophagosome assembly; protein folding in endoplasmic reticulum
Cellular component (GO): membrane; endoplasmic reticulum; EMC complex
Source: RefSeq, a predicted model, not a curated record
UGGUUAUUAUCACACACUUUGGUGUUUAUAAUCUAUAAAAUGUUUUUAUACUUAUAAAAUUCAAUAAUAGUGAAGAACAAAUUUUUCCAUUUCUAGUCACUAUUUAUUAUCAAUAAAUUAUUUAUAUUUUCCCUUAUUAACUAUUUUUUUUUUAAAAUGGCAGAAAAUAAAGAAUCCAAAGAAACAAAAUUCAAAGAACUAGUGUCCUACAGUGAACCGGCUCUUCGUAAUAAUUCUUCGGUUGUAGAAUACUGCCGCACUUCUAUGUCUGCAUUAUCUGGAUGUACCGCUGGAAUUCUUGGAUUAACAGGGCUAUCUGGAUUUAUAUUUUAUAUAUUUUCAGUCUUAGCUCUAUGGGGUUUAUUAUUGUUUAAAGCAGGAAACUUCUGGCAAAAAUAUUUCCUAAACAGGCAUAGCCUAUUGACUGGAGGUUUCUUUAGUGGACUUUUUACAUAUGUAUUAUUUUGGACUUUUUUAUAUGGAAUGGUACAUGUCUAUUAAUUAUUUUAGUGUAUACUUACGUUUUUUGUCUUAAAUCUGAAGUAUAUGGUUUAUCUAAGGUUUUGUGAAAAUUAAUAAUAAAAACAAAUUAUUGCUUUA